AUGCUAAUCAUUUGGAAAGCAAUAGCAACUCUUCAUGAUACUUUCAAUCAUUCUACAGCACUUUUAUUUCUACUCAUAUUAGCAUUAACUGUCAAUGAUGCUUUUUCUUCAGUCAUCAAGCAAAAACGAAAGCCUUGUAAACGAACAGCUUUCAAUAGACGUACUACAAAUUAUCGUUCUUGGAGAGAACAAAUGACCGUUUGUGAAUUGCUUGAUAAUUAUGAUCCUACUGUACGUCCAUCUGGAAAAAUGUCCACAUAUGAUCAAAGAGGACCCGUAAUUGUGUGGACAAGCUUAGAAAUUCGGUCUAUCAGUGCAAUAAGUGAACGAAAUAUGGAAUUUGUUGCACAAUUUCGUUUUCAACAAGAAUGGUUUGAUGAUCGGUUACGAUUUACUGAUUAUAGCGAUUUUCGUAGUUUUGAUUUUAUUCAUGUUGCUCGAGAUCAAGUGCUUUGGAUUCCCGAUACAUUUUUUCAAAAUGAACGAAACGGAUGGUAUCACAUGCUGGACCAGGAAAACAAGUUUAUCAAAUUGCGAUCUGAUGGAAAAGUUAUUUAUAACAGAAGAUUGACGUUAAUACUAUCAUGUCAAAUGAAUUUAGUACGAUAUCCGAUGGAUGUUCAAGAAUGCCUUAUCGAUUUCGCCAGUUACGCUUACACUACAAGUGAUAUUAUUUAUAAAUGGGAUCAUUCUGCUAUAACAAUUGAUAAAGCUGCCAGUAAUGCACUGCCAAAUUUUCGAAUUGAUGCUUUCAAAAAUAAAUCUUGCGAUAGUGUUACGAAUACAGGAAUAUAUAGUUGUCUUCGUGUAGAAUUGAAGCUAAGUCGAGUUUUUUCAUUUUUUCUUCUCCAACUUUAUAUUCCUUCUACGAUGCUAGUCGGUGUUUCGUGGGUAUCUUACUGGAUUGACUGGAAAAGUACCGCCGCACGUGUGCCUCUUGCCAUUGUUACGCUGCUCACUAUGAUCACGCAAUCUCAUGCAAUUAAUUCAAAUUUGCCUCCUGUAAGUUAUACAAAAGCUAUUGAUAUAUGGAUUGGUGCUUGUGUAGUGUUCAUAUUUGCAUCUCUAAUCGAAUAUGCAAUUGUAAAUUAUAUGGGCAUUCUCGAUGAACAUCGAAAUGCACGGAGAGUAACAUCAAAUGAAACACGUCUUGCUAAUGUGAUUGAUAACGGUUUUUUGUAUAACACUACAGAACGUAUUAUUACUUCUUCUGCUUCUAUAUUAAGUAUUUCUAAAAAUAAGAAUUUUUUGCGGAGUCGACGAAAUCAGUAUUUUGAUUCAUGUGACGAAGAAUAUGAAUUAAUGGGUAUUAAUACACGUCAAAUGACGACUGCCUUAGAAUCUCAGUGGAGAUUUAAUGAUGUAUCAGAUUUGGUGUGUAGACGACGAAGAAAACACGUUGAAUUAGUGCGUUGGUGUAGUUUGUUAUCAUCACGUGGACGAGCAGAAAGAAUUGAUAUAUUAGCACGGUAA
This is a messenger RNA of Thelazia callipaeda (thelaziosis nematode), 1473 nucleotides long. NCBI's taxonomy places the organism in Eukaryota, Metazoa, Nematoda, Chromadorea, Rhabditida, Thelaziidae. The record is from the annotation of a GenBank genome assembly.